Molecule: messenger RNA, 1553 nt
Organism: Pangasianodon hypophthalmus (striped catfish)
Lineage: Eukaryota; Metazoa; Chordata; Actinopteri; Siluriformes; Pangasiidae
Gene: slc31a1
Product: solute carrier family 31 member 1
Exons: 5
Coding region: 163-720 (185 amino acids)
Biological process (GO): copper ion transmembrane transport
Cellular component (GO): membrane
Molecular function (GO): copper ion transmembrane transporter activity
Source: RefSeq, a predicted model, not a curated record
UUGAGGGAAAUGAGGACGCUUGAAUGUAGGCGGCUUCUUGUGCCUGAUAUUUUCCUGAGCGUUUAUUCUUCACAGCCGGGGAAGAGUGCAUGAAAAGACUUGGGUGCUUGACAUAAUUUAUUUUUAUUUUUAAGCUAUAAUCAAGGGUUUGAGGCAGGGAAGAUGGCACAUGACCACAGCAACCAUAACUACAACAUGGCUUCCACAACCAGCACGCACUCUCCAGCAGAUCACACCACGAAUCACGGAUCUGGAGACCACGGACACAUGAUGAUGCAAAUGACUUUUUACCUUGGUUACAAAAAUGUCGAGCUGCUGUUUGCUGGCCUGGUUAUCAACACACCUGGAGAGAUGGUAGGUGCCUGUAUCGGAGUGUUUCUAUUGGCUGCGUUCUACGAGGGACUGAAGAUCGGACGUGAGGUCCUGCUGCGGAGGAACCAAAUCAGCGUACGCUACAACUCCAUGCCAGUUCCCGGCACUGAUGGGACCGUGCUCAUGGAGACGCACAAAACAGUCGGACAGCGGAUGCUGAGUCUGGCUCACGGUUUCCAGACGAUACUUCACAUCAUCCAGGUGGUGAUCAGUUACUUCCUCAUGCUGGUGUUCAUGACCUACAACGGCUACCUGUGCAUAGCCGUGGCACUGGGAGCCGGCGUGGGUUACUUCCUGUUCAGCUGGAAGAAGGCAGUAGUGGUGGACAUUACAGAACACUGUCAUUAAGCCUCUAAUCGGUCACGUCCUUUCUCUUCCUCCUCACAUACACACAAAUACACACUUAUGGAGCAAAAAUAUGGAAGAAAAAAAAAUCAACACCACAAACAUACCAUAGAAAUACCCGGAAAUGAAUAAGUUAUAUCUCUUUGAACCUGUAUCACUCUGAAGGCACAAAACUGGUGUCAGGAUGCUAGUUAGUGUCAUUUUAAAGAUUUUUUUUUCCCCUGUACCCUGAAAUUGAUCCAGUUUUGCCCCAGCCAGUUGCCAUCAAUGUGAACACAUUCAGGAUCAUCAUGACCCUCGCCCAAUCAUAUUUUCUUACUCCUUUAUUUAUAAUGCAUAGCUUUAAAUUCUACCUCUUAAUUAGUAAAAUUAUCACAUCUCUGGGCGUUGAAGGGAUACCCAACUAAACCUUUUGCCUUAAAACAGAAAUAUUUACAAGGAGGGAAUAGUACAUGGUGACAUACUAUAAGAUUUAUUGACUAUCAAAAAAAAAAAAAGAAGGAGUGUUAUGUAUUUUACAAACAAUACAAGUAAUUAUGAUGGAUCUGUGCUGUGGUUAAGAGAUCUAAUUGAAAAUACACCACAAAGUGUCUUUUUUUUUUUUUUUUUUUUUUUAAUCGUAAUAGCUGAAAUAGCAGACGUUAAUUAUUGUAAGGAUAUCAAAACUCUAAUCAGUGACCGGCUCAGGCAGAACGCUGCAGUGCAGCACUGAAUUAUCAAACACUCACGUUAAGAGAGGGAGAGGAAAAGAGAUCAUGCCAUCUGCCCGGCUUUGGCACUCUGUUUACAAAGCUGAAACUGAAAUUUACUCCAUGUGGAGUGUUUUUUUUUUUUUU